ACUUGCUUGUUAUUAUUCUUUUUAGAAUUUAUGUUAUAGGUUUUAUGACUUAUAUUAUUUUAUUGCUGGCUAAGUAAAUGAUGAUUGAAUGAAGGAAAUAUCUGAUGAUUCUAUUAUACUUAUUAAAUUAGUGUGUGUUAUUAUUACAUUAGUAUUGUACGAUAUAAAUGUGAAAUUUCUUUAAAGAAUGUUCACGACGCAUUAAAUUAUUUUAAAUUAUUUGUCAAAAAGCUUGAAGAAUUAUCAACUAAUAACGACAAUAACAAAUCAGUUAAAAACGAUAGUUCUAAUACUCCUGUUUUUAAACUUUGAAAUGGAUAAUGCUGGGGAAGUAAUACUUACAAAUGAAGAUUCCACUAUGUCUAAACAACAUCUUAUUAAAAAUCUUGAUCGUUUGGAAAAUAUAGUAGAAAAUAUUCGAAGAGAAGCAUUGCAAAUGGAAGAAGAAAUGGAUAAUAUGUAUACAACUAUAGAUGCUCUUAGAAAUUCAGAUUCAUUAAAUUUGCUCCCAGCUAUUGAAAAAGAUGAUAUUAAUCAGAUAGCAGACCGAAUUGUUAAUCGUUGUAAUACUGUUAAAAUAACAGUGCAUACCACUAGGUCUGAAAGCCAACAGAAUUGUUUAGAAGAAGUGAAUUCAUUGAUUGAUCAAACAGUUAACAUGCUGAAAAUUGAUCCUGAUAAUGCUAAAAGCUUUUGCCAGUCAUAUUUAGCUUCUUGUACUUCAUCUGAAAAUGAAAUUGGUAACAAAAUGUUUGAAAAUGCAAUCUUAGGAUGUACACUUGAUGAUCAGAAACGUAUUCAUAAAAGAUUGCAAGGACUAAUGGAUUAUAUUGUGCAUACUACUUGUGUAGUUGAGUCUCGUGAUGACUUAUAAAUUUUGUAUCUUAUACUACAAUUAGAUUGCAAUCUAUAAAACUAUUUAUAAAUUUACAUUCCAUUUAAAGAACUGUUAUAAAGAAAAGUGUAUUCCUAUUUUGUAUUGUAUUAAUUUAGUUAUAUUUAUUAGUCUAAGACUUAAAUAAAGCACUUUCUGUUAAUUGUUAUAUAAUCAUACAGUUUAUUUUCAUACUAUAAAAAAAUUACAUUAUAAAACAUGAGUUUGUAUAUUAAACAUAAAGUUAAAAUAAAAAGUGAAAUAAUCAA
Daktulosphaira vitifoliae (grape phylloxera) is the source of this 1143-nucleotide messenger RNA. RefSeq names its product BAG family molecular chaperone regulator 2. Gene Ontology annotation, biological process: protein stabilization. The coding region runs from base 314 to 874 and encodes 186 amino acids. Gene Ontology annotation, molecular function: adenyl-nucleotide exchange factor activity; protein-folding chaperone binding. Lineage: Eukaryota; Metazoa; Arthropoda; Insecta; Hemiptera; Phylloxeridae. The record is from RefSeq and is a predicted model, not a curated record. The transcript has 3 exons.